This is a messenger RNA of Cercospora beticola, 1902 nucleotides long. RefSeq names its product SET domain-containing protein. NCBI's taxonomy places the organism in Eukaryota, Fungi, Ascomycota, Dothideomycetes, Mycosphaerellales, Mycosphaerellaceae. The record is from RefSeq and is a predicted model, not a curated record. Gene Ontology annotation, molecular function: protein binding.
CAGGCACCCCUGGAAAACGCGCUAAGUUGCUGCUCCAAACUGUCGCGCGAGAAAAACAACCGCACCGUCAAACACGACAACAGAACAAAGAACCGUCAAUAUCCACCAUCCCUGAGACACAGAAUCACGGCGACAUGGAUAACACGGUCAAUGCGGUCAGCACGACGCUGCAUCACGUCCUCUUCUUCCUCUACAGAAACAAGCCGCAAGACGACAGCAGCUCACCCACCGACUCGACCCCAUCAAACGCCGGCCACGAAAUGUCGAACGGAACCUCUGUCAGCAAUGGUCCAGGCUCCACCCCAACUACUCGUGCUUCAACGCCGGCGAGUGGCGCUUCUGAUCGAGCCACCUCGAAGGGCAACGCCUCGCCACUGAAAGCAGAUGCGCCGGAUUUCGUGCCUCGCACUGUUGCCCAACCACUGUUCGAGUUACGAGCCAGUGCAGGCAAAGGUCUCGGCGUCUUCGCAUGUCAGUACAUCCCUCGCGGCACUCGAAUCAUCUGCGAGAAGCCUCUCCUUGAGAUCGCUCAGGGCAAUCUCGACCUCGCCUACCACGAGUACCUUCGCCUCUCGCCCACCAAGAAGGCCGCGUUCGAUGCGCUGCACAGCUUUUUGCCGCCUCAUCUCGAUGCCGAGCACGCAGCCAGAGUCUGCGCGCUCCAUCGCCAGAUUCGCGAGGCAGACUUGGAGCAGUACCUGUCCGAGCACGUCCGUGUGAUCUCCAUCUUCGCUUGCAACACCUUCAUACUCGCCAAUGGCAACCUGGGAGUCUUCGAAGUUUCAUCGCGCUUGAAUCACUCGUGCGUUCCCAACGUACACCAUACCAACAACCCAGUUCUUGGUAAGCAGACCGUACAAGCUGUGCGCGACAUCAAGCCUGGUGAAGAACUUCAGGUGAAUUACCUGGGCGCAGGAGCUGGGUAUGAGAUGCAGCAUCUCCGUCUACCGAAACUCUACGAUCUAUACGGAUUCCACUGCACUUGCGUUGCUUGCUCUGACCCCACUGGCAUGUCUGAUCAGAGACGCGAGCUCCUCAACGGUAUCUUCUGGGGCUUGAAUGAGUACAUGCAUGGUACGGCUCCUGACGGACGCUUCGUCCCCGCCUCGCCAGCCAUGGCCCUGGUCCAGGCUGAGGACGGGAUUCGCUUCAUGAUUGAGGAGCAGCUUCUAUGCACUCAACUCAUGAAGGCUUACCGCUUCGCUUCGACUACUGCACUCGCGGUUGGCAAUUACGAGAGCGCACUCGAGUAUGCCUUCAACGAGGGAGAAGUGGAGUACAACGUGUUGGGCGUUGAAGUAGAUGACCUUUGGAGCAUCAACAUGGCCGCCAAGCAGUGGAUCGAGAAGGUCUACACGACCGCGAGGGGCGCUGGCCAUUGCUUCGAGGCGGCCUUCUUGCAAACUUUGUCGGGGUAUGCUCAGAGAGCCGUUCGGUCUCUGGAGCGCAAUUUGAGCGGACAUCGUGGCCUCAACAAGAAGAAGAGCAAGAAGAACUUCAAGCAUGCACAGAAGAAGAGUGUCCCUCAUGCCGGAGAGCAGGGCCCUACCCUCACCGAGAAGGGCACCAACUAUGCACAGAAGAAGAGCAACACUCAUGCACAGAAGAAGCAGAACGGCUCCCCACGCAAGCAGGCUACUCAGGAUGAGAAUGUCGCGCCAAAAGGAGCUGCCAGCGAGGGCUUCAAGGACUAAUCUGCAUAUGUUUGUGCAUUGCUUCUCUGUGUUUGAGGGUGCUUGGGUACGGCGUUUUUGAUAACAACGGGUUUGGCGGUACAUUGACUUCUGUCUGGCGGACGGGCGCAACGCAUGCGUAAGUCGCAAUGGGCAACGAAACGCAGGAGUUUGUAAAAGAGAUUGCUUUGCAGCGUACAAUAAAUAAUAACAAUGCCAUGGACACGCA